AUGCUCACGAUCCCCCAGAUGUACAACGCGUCGCGCUACUUUGAGCGGGGCAAGCCCUGGGAACUGCGGAAAGACGCCGUCGCCGUCUUCGUGUCGAAUUGUAGGAAUGCUGGAGCGUCGAAGCGCCUCGCGUUCCUCGAGAAACUAUCAAAGGUCUACCCGGUGCACUCCUACGGUCGGUGUCUGCACAACAGGGACGCGAAACAGCGCGCGGGCGAGGAGCGGGGCGUGUUCAAGCGGCGGAUCCUCGCCGACUACAAGUUCGCCCUGGCGAUGGAGAACGCCGUCGUCAAGGACUACGUGUCGGAAAAAGUCUUCGACGCGCUGCUUGCUGGUGCUUUACCGCUCUACGACGGCGCGCCCCGCGUUGGGCGUUUACUACCUGAUAGCGGCGCUAUCCUGCGGACGGCGGACUUCCCGGACGCUUCGGCUCUGGCUGCUACGUUACGACGCCUCGCGGCGGGCCCCGAGCCGGAGCACUUCCGCUGGCGCGAGCGGCAGGACCUGGCGCCGGCCUUCCAGCGCGUCCUCGACAUGUCCGCCCACAAGUACACCGCGCUGUGCCGCGUUUGUGAGCGCCUUCAGGCCGACAAGGCCAAGUAA
Messenger RNA from Pelagomonas calceolata, 603 nucleotides. The record is from the annotation of a GenBank genome assembly. NCBI's taxonomy places the organism in Eukaryota, Pelagophyceae, Pelagomonadales, Pelagomonadaceae.